Molecule: messenger RNA, 1569 nt
Organism: Doryrhamphus excisus (bluestripe pipefish)
Lineage: Eukaryota; Metazoa; Chordata; Actinopteri; Syngnathiformes; Syngnathidae
Source: RefSeq, a predicted model, not a curated record
CUCAUUAAAGCACCUGGGUGUGUCCCUCUCACCUGCAGCCCACCACCAUGCCCCUGAACGCCGGAGGCACCGGCUACGGCAGCGUUGCCGCCCCGGGACUCUCGGCCAGCGUAACCGGUUCAGAGACGGCGUCUCUGCUCGUGUCGGACCUCGAACCGGAACAGCAGUGGCGGCCCAUGAGCAAGGAGGACCUGGAGUUGUCUGCUGGGGGACCCGGCUGGAGGAGGGUGCGCUGCUACCUGGUGGUUCUCUUCUGGCUGGCCUGGUUGGCGAUGCUAGCUAUCGCCGUGGCCAUCAUCGUGACCAGCCCACGGCCGGUGCCUGCCCGGCUGGGCUGGUGGCAGAAGUCGCUGUUUUUUCAACUUCAAACGGGGCCCCGACCUGUGGAGUCAGGGGCUAUCGACGCUCUGCGUGAGCAACUUCCCUACCUCAAGUCUUUGGGCAUCAGUACUCUCAUCCUGAAGGGAUUGUUUGAACAGUCUGCAUCCUCGGUAAACGCCACCGGGAGCGGGCAACGGUCUGGAACGCUGCCCCAAAUCCAGCACCUGCUCAGCGAGAGCGACAAAGCAGGCCUCAAAGUAGUGCUGGACGUGUGUGGCGUGCAGCUUUUUGAGCCUCAGGAUGACGUCAAGCAGCAUGUACUUCGCUUCUGGUUGGGGGAGGGAGUGGCUGGAUUUUUAAUCUGUGACACGGAUGAAGCCUAUUCAGAAGAAACUCUGUUGACAUGGAGAAACAUUAUGGAGGGGUUCAGUCAAGACGAAGAAAGGAUAAUCGUGGUGAAACAAACUGGAGACCUUCUUCCUCCUCCAAGAGGCUCCACCCAGGACCAGCUCAACAUCACUUUGGUGGAUGUGGUCAUGAGGUCGGUGCUGCCAGCUUCACCUCACCCGCUGUCUGCUGAUGAAGUGGCCACUGCCAUUGAAAGCCACCUGACCACACCUGAACACACGUGGCUCGGCUGGCAGGUUGGAGGGAAAGCGCCCUAUGACUUGAAGAAACUACUGCUGGUGUUGAUCAUGACCCUGCCGGGGACGCCUGCACUCCAGUAUGAGGAGCUGGACCCGACACAGAGUGUUUCUCAACAUGAUGGUUCGUUGCAAGGAGCAAAUAACAGUGAAUCAUCAGCAUCAGACUUCCAUGCAGACAAAGUAAAGCUGCGGCAUUCCUUUGCGGCUCUCCUCACCUCCCUCAGUCACAUCAGAGCCCGAGAGGAGGCGCUCCUCUUCGGAUCCCUCACAUUCCUCCCCUUCAACACCUCCUCCUCCACAAACUCCACCCCGUCCCCCAUACUGGCCUUCCUGCGCUCAUGGGGAUGCGUCCACUUCCUGGUUCUGCUCAACAUUGGGGCCGAGCCUCACACCCUGGAUACAGCCUGGGCCCCCAGCCUGCCCGAGGCGGGGGUAUUUGUGUCCAGCUCUGGAGUAGAGCGCUUGGGGGCCGUCACCCUAAAGACGCUGGUACUGCAUCCCCGUGAGGCUGUAGUCGUCAAACUGUUUGAGCCGGGAAGCUACUCGUGAGAAAAUAAUUGUAUUAUUUAUGGUGAUUGACAAUAAAAUGAUGAAAUCCUCA